GAGUUCUUCAUUGCGUUUCACAAUCAGGUGCUCUUCAGUCGCUUGAAGCUUGUGAUUCCUACAGGAUACAGAAUGUCAGACGUCAGCAAGACUGAAAAGUUCCAGUUAUAUGUCCCGAUUUUGGAGGAAUUAUGUGACGUGUUGCAGAGAGGGCUGAAGAACAAUUUUGCUGACGCGCAAGUUUGUGUUGUCGACUGUCCAGACCUCACUCAAGAUCCGUUUAAGUUUCCCGUCAAGGGGUUGUGUGGAAAACCUCGCAUUACAGAUGUGGGGGGAGUGCCCUAUUUGGUCCCCCUGGUCAAAGUGGACAAGGAGUACAACAUGAACACUGUGUCAAAGGAAUUGGAGCUACCUGGAGCAUUCAUUCUUGGUGCAGGAGCUGUAUCCUCCAAAAAUGUUGGAAUGAAUGCAGAGAUGAUGCCUCUGGUGCUCACUGAAGCUGAGGGAAGGCCUGCAGUGAAUAGCAGCUGGUUUUCCUCCAUAAAUCCAGAUAAUAACCAGUGUCUUUUGGAGAAAUACAGCGAUAAGUUCUCAGACUGUGACUUUGGACUGCUGGCGAACUUGUAUGCAUGUGAGGGGAAGCCUGGAAAGGUCAUAGAGGUGAGAGCCAAAAGGAGAAUAGGAGAAGAGAGCCUUGUGGGUGCUCUGAGGAAGACCAUGGAGGAGCACUACCCCGAUAAAAGCCUGGCUCUGGGGGGCACCUUCCUCAUCCAGAAAGGGAAGGCCAAGAUCCAUAUCAUGCCAAGGGAGUUCUCAGCCUGCCCACUCAACUCCAACGAUGAUGUUAACAAAUGGCUGAAACAUUUUGAGGUCAGCGCACCACUGAUAUGCCAGUCUGUGAUGGUCUCCAGAGACCCCGGUUUGGACCUCCGUGUGGAGCACACUCACUGCUUCAGCCACCAUGGAGAGGGUGGUCACUACUACAUAGACACCACUCCUGACACUGUGGAAUACCUGGGUUACUUCAUGCCUGCCGAGUUCGUCUACCGCAUCGACCGACCCAGUGAGACCCACGAAGUCGGGCGAGACUGAAACAUGACACAACUUAAGUCAAAUUAAUGUUAGAAAAAUCUUACCUUUUUGAUGUUGAUUUAUCUAACUGAAUCAAGGAUUGAUGAUCAACAUUCUAUUUUACUUUAUGCAUUUUUCAAAAGGCCUUUGAUUUGACGAUUUUAUAACAAAGACCACAUUUGUUUUAGUCAAGACGAUAUUGUGCGAUUUAAAGCUAAACGUUUUCAACAAUAACUUAAACAUUUCAUUAAUUGUUUGAUAGAAAUGCAUUUGAUUCAAAUAAUUGUAACAUUUCAUUAUGUUGUACUUUAGCGAAUAAACUACCUGUCAGUGACAUGUGUAAAAAAUAAAUAUUUCAUUAUUAUUUCUAGAUCAGUCAGUCACAAUUUACUCAUGAUACUUUGUUUUGAUCUUCUUUAGUCACGGCCACUGACAUGACAUGCGUGUUUCUACCUUAUACUGCCAGGUAAUGGAAUGCCGAAAGGAAGGUAGAAAGCUUCGCUGCCUUUCAUGGUUGUCACUAGUUAAGAAAAGUCAAAAGUGGCUAUAUCAUAAAUAUUCAUGAACAUUUCUUAAAUUAAGGUUAGCAGUGUGAUUAAGGUUAGGUUAAAAAAAAUCUGAUUUUAAGCCAUAAUUAGGACUUUGUGGUUGUGGAAACUAGUGAUGACUGCCUUUCAUGUGUCAAUGGCUGUGUUCGAGAGCAUCAAAACUGUGAUUGUAUCAUGGGUAAAUUGUGACUGACUGACUGAUCUUCAAAUAAUAAUGAGUAUUAUUUAUGAUACAAGAUCUGUAGAUCCGUCAGUCGCCUGCCAUAUUUUUGAUGCUCCCGAACUUGGCCAAUAUGUUCCAUUCAUUUUCAUUGCACUCAUAACAAAUGCUUGUGUAUUGCUGUGAAAAAGUUCUGGGAUUGGCAGAGCUCGCUCCUGUCUGUGGAUGUCACACAUCAUCUCCCGCCUUUUGGAGGUUAUGUCUGUUUUACUGCUAGCUAAAGAAACUCAGCUGAUCAGGAUGGCUAACAUAUUGUAUCUGAAACAGUUUUCAAAGUUGGAUUUUUUCUAGCGAGCUAGGGGGUGAUACAGGGUAGAAGCCCAACACCUGAGCUUUGGGACCAAAUACAAUGCCAAAAAAAGAUGCAACAUGGUUUCUGGGUGGUCAUUACAAAAGGAACCAUUUGAGUUUUUUUCCUUAAACUUCUCCAUAUAGUAGUUGGCAGGAUAAUAUUUAUGAAUAAUUUUAAAGGAAACUUCCUUAACUUUGUUAACAAGUAGGCAUGUGUGUGGCAACAUCCAAACUGUUUUCUAACAGAUAUGAUCAAUAUAUCCACUCCAAUAAGGCAUGACAUAAGGUACACACAACAUCCUGCUGAAACAAGGUUCGUAUCGCUCUGUUGUUGAAUGGACCAAAAUAGAAACAAAUCUUUCCUACUGAUGAGUCAACAAGGUCAACAGAAGGUAGGCUCUGAGGGUCAGGUCUUGACACAUUCCUGAAUAACAUAGCAAAACCUGAGGGAAUGGCAUCUAAAACAAUUGCAAAAUCCUUAGGUGUUACAGGGACCUUGUAAAGUGAUAAGAAUUCCUUAUAACUAAGUAAAAGACCCUUUGCUCACCAAUAGGAUAUUAUUUCGGAACCAAUAUUCUAAAAACAAAGUAGUAUUUUUAUACAAUACAGAUGGACAAUGGCUAAUGUAGUGAUCAUUUCCUGUACUCUGAGGGGUUCUAAUGAGCCAAAUAAACAAAUGAAAUGCCUUGA
Messenger RNA from Oncorhynchus masou masou (cherry salmon), 2760 nucleotides. It is a transcript of the gene bkgd, whose product is annotated as chromosome 11 C11orf54 homolog. Gene Ontology annotation, molecular function: zinc ion binding; hydrolase activity, acting on ester bonds. Gene Ontology annotation, cellular component: nucleus. The coding region runs from base 73 to 1032 and encodes 319 amino acids. Lineage: Eukaryota; Metazoa; Chordata; Actinopteri; Salmoniformes; Salmonidae. The transcript is spliced from 8 exons. The record is from RefSeq and is a predicted model, not a curated record.